AUGCACCCAACCCUGCGACUCAGCCACCACCUUGUCCUCAUAGAGGAGGAGAUCAAGAUUGACACGAUGGUCCUGGCCAGGAGGAGGACCAAGACCUGGCACCACGGCAGGAUUACAGAAAUCAAACCAACAGGUAAGAACACACCCAACCACCGAAAAUGGAGAUGGACUUUAGCGAGAAGGGGAGGAGCAUGCUGUCAGGGACACCACAUAGCCUUUGACCACACCGCUCCACUGGAGCAGCUGUACGUGGGCGUGCGAGUGGUGGCCAAGUUCAAGGAUGUCCACCAGUCCUUGUUCUGCUCUGGCAUUCUGGCUGAACUCCCCAACCGAAAGAACAGCAUGAGGUAUGAGCGUAAAGAUCGUUGCCGGAGGUUGUGGGAGGACAUAGAGGAUGAGGCCAACAGGGAGUUCAUCAAGGAUUACAUCAAGGUGUACCCCAACCCGCCCAUGGCCCGGUACAGACCAGGCCAGCCCAUCAACGUGGGGUUUGAGGGGGGUCCGGAGGAGGGUCGAGUAGAGCAGAUCGACUGCAGCUUGUUGUGCGUUGUCUACAAGGAUGACGAACAUAAGGAAUGGUUGUAUCGAGGCUCUUUGCGCCUGGAGCAUAAGGCCAACAUGAAGAAACGUGUUGAGGAGUCAAAGGAGACACGGCCCAACGCUGGGGGGACCACACCCUUAGGGAGGCCCUAUGGCCAGAACCGUUCAACCGACGAGUCGUCUGUUAUCACGGCUAAAGGUUCAGUCACCUUCAACCUCCACCGUUGCUGCUCAGCCUGCCUGGAAUGCAUCCGGUCAAAGGUUGAGGCCAAGCACUGUGGACUCAACCCGCUGCUCAUCCCCCUGCUCUGCGAGUUCCACCAAAUGAAGGGCCGCCGCCGGGUCAAUAACAAGACUUAUUUCCACAUCUACUACCAGUCGCCGUGUGGCCUCCGCCUGAGCAACAUGACUGCGGUGCAGGACUACCUUCAACAGACCCGCUGUGACUUCCUCUUCCUGGACAUGUUCUGUCUGGACCCCUUUGUGUCUGUGACCACAACCCACCAACCCCGGCCAUACAAGAUCAACAUCCUAGACCUGACGCUUGGCAGGGAGAACCAGCCGCUGUCCUGCAUCAACGGACUCGGCAACACCCGGCUAAUCUCAGUGAUCUACAACAAGCAGCGCGUGGCGGCCAGUGGGGUCUCCCUCAACACCAGCUCAGACUUUCUGGUGGGCUGCAACUGCACCGAUGGCUGCAGGAACGUGUCGUCAUGCUCCUGUCACCAGCUGACCAUCCAGGCCACAGCCGUGUCACCGGGUGGCCCUGAGGACAUCAACGUUGGCUACGAACACAAGAGGCUGGAGAAACGGCACUCCACAGGUAUAUAUGAGUGUAAUGCACUGUGCCGCUGUGACCCACGGGUGACCCACCGGGUGGUGCACCACAGCCUUCAGCUGCGGCUACAGCUCUUCAUGACCGUGGGGAAGAGCUGGGGAAUUCGCUACCUGGAUGACGUUGCCAAGGGCACCUUCAUCUGCACUUACACUGGGAUAAUCAUGAACAAGAAGAGUUUGGGGAUAGAGGGCAACAUGUACGUGGUCAACCUGAACCACAUAGAGGGAGCUGAGAGCAAGGAGAGUUACGAGAGUGAGACGCGCUGCUCCGACAAUGAGUCAGGUUCAGAAGAAGAGUCCAUAGAAGACGUCAACAGUGAGCAUGAUGACUGUGAUGACGAGGGCAAGGAUGAGGAAGAGGGAAACUCCGAAAAGAGCAGCGACGUAUGAUGAUGAAGAACUCUGAUGACGAAGCUGAAGAAGAACCCGAUGAUGAUGAUGAUGAAAAUUAUGAGGACAAGGACUACGAUGUCAGUGAAGAUGAUGGCGACUCUGACUUCUGGCACAAUGUCUCCUCUAUGGAGAGGAGCUACGUCACACGCAGGCAUGCCAAAAUACUACAGGAGGGAUGGUACAGCAGAAGGAAAUGACAAGCAGGCCUCAAACGCCACAAGGCGUUUCUUUGAUGGCGAGGAGUCAUGCUACAUCAUCAACGCAUAUCUGGAGGGGAAUGUGGGUCGCUACCUCAAUGUGAGUCAUGAGGAGGAAUAAUCAGAGGGUAUCGUGUUGGAUAGUAUGAUUUGCCCUAUACCCAUACUUCUCAGAGAUCCGUCAACUCAGCAUCUUACCCAGGUUACAAUAAAGGGCAGGACUAAACAACGAAUUUCAUACUCCAAUUUCAUCCUCCUACUCGUCAUGAAUGGGGAUAAAAAUUGUCAUGAAGCUCACAUCCACUGUGUCUCUCUCCCUACAGCAUAGCUGCCACCCUAACCUGUUUGCGCAGAAUGUUUUUGUGGACACACAUGACCUUCGAUUCCCCUGGGUGGCCUUCUUCACCAGCAAGAUUGUGACCUUCUGUUAUGACUCAUGGGAUAUUAUAUAUUGCUUGUGCUAAUGGUUGGUCUUUUGAGAGGCGAAGCCAGGAUUAAUAUGGGUUCUGCUCAUGUCUGUGGCUCUAUAACAAGUGCCCAGGGGGACUAAAGCAUGUGCAUUCUAAUAUGCACUUCUGUAUAUUGAUCAUAAUAUUGUCUCUGUGUUUUUCAGGCGCAUCAGAGCUGGUACAGAACUGCCGUGGGAUUAUAAAUGUGAGCUUGGUGUGAAAAGGUCGUCAAGAAUCCUAAAUUGUCGCUGUGAUCGAGUGUAGUGAAA
Oncorhynchus kisutch (coho salmon) is the source of this 2685-nucleotide messenger RNA. Its product is annotated as histone-lysine N-methyltransferase SETDB1-like. Gene Ontology annotation, molecular function: DNA binding; histone H3K9 methyltransferase activity; zinc ion binding. The record is from RefSeq and is a predicted model, not a curated record. Gene Ontology annotation, biological process: negative regulation of gene expression; heterochromatin organization. Lineage: Eukaryota; Metazoa; Chordata; Actinopteri; Salmoniformes; Salmonidae. Gene Ontology annotation, cellular component: nucleus.